AAUAAGUGUAGAGGGCGUGUAGUACGGCACUGAUUGUAAAGCGAACCUAUUGUUAAUAAAGACAUAAUAAAAUCUUUUUUUCUCAAUUACAUUGAAUUUAUGAAGUUAAAAUAUGUCGGAUAGUUCGGAUGAGGAAUUAAUCGGUGGAGACGGAGCUGAAAAAUGGGUUUUAUAUCGAGAUCGUGAUGAAUGGAAUGAUGUGACACCUUUGCCACAAGAUGAUGGUCCAAAUCCAAUUGUUGCUAUUGCUUAUUCUGAAAAAUUUAAAGAUUCAUAUGAUUACUUUCGAGCAAUUUUAAAAUCUGGAGAGAAAUCAGAACGUGCUUUAGGAUUGACAGAAGAUUGUAUUUGGUUGAAUCCUGCAAAUUACACAGUAUGGCAAUUCAGAAGGGAAAUACUUAAAUCUUUGGGAAAAGAUUUAAAAGAAGAAUUAAAAUAUAUAGAUAAAAUUAUAAAAUAUAAUUCCAAGAACUAUCAAGUUUGGUAUCAUAGAAAAGUUAUUGUGGAAUGGCUGCAAGAUGCUUCAGAAGAGUUGGAAUUUACUAAAGUUAUUUUAAAAAAAGAUGCAAAAAAUUAUCAUGCUUGGCAACAUCGUCAAUGGUGCAUUAAAACAUUUAAUUUAUACGACAAAGAGUUGGAAUACGUAGAACAAUUAUUAAAUGAGGAUGUUAGAAAUAAUUCAGCAUGGAAUCAACGUUAUUUUGUUAUAAGUAAUACAACCAAGUUUGAAUCAAAUGUAAUCGACAAAGAAGUUGAUUUUGCUUUGGAAAAAGUUUCAUUAGUCAAAGGGAAUGAAAGUGCCUGGAAUUAUCUUAGAGGUAUACUUAUGCACGAUAGUGCCGGUUUAACUCGUAACGACAAAGUACGUAAAAAAUGUGUAGAACUUUAUGAGGCAGGAUAUCGGACCAAUCAUUUAUUAGCCUGUAUCAUCGAUAUUUGCCUGGACAGUUGUAUAAACGACGAAUCAUCUGAAUCAAUAUUUCACAUCAGCAAUGCUCUAAAGCUGUGCAAAGAGCUAUCUGAAAAUCACGAUAAGAUCAGGAAACGAUAUUGGGAUUAUAUUGGCCAGCAAUUAUUACAGAAGUUAGAAACAGUGUCGUAAUAUUUUUUUAACUCGAAACAAUGGCUUCUUAAAAGUCUCAUAUAAGUCUUUGUCAAAUGGUUCUAGUAUUUGAACUUUCAUACAUUGACUUUUAUCUUUAAUAAUGCUAAGAUGUAUAUAUUAAGGAAAGAUUUAACGAUUAUAAGGUAAUCUUAUUUUACACGAUAUAACUUAAGAUUUCUUAUGUUUCUGAAAAUACUAUAAUUUUUUAUUUUCACGGAAUAAAAAGAUGUAAUAACCCUAAGCUAUAUAAAAAGUUUGUAUUUUUAGAAAUAUAAUAAUUCAAUCGAGAGACCUUGUAAAAAUGGAAAAUGGAAUCUUUAGGAGAAAGAAUAAUGUGCAAUGACGAA
Messenger RNA from Vespa velutina, 1452 nucleotides. It is a transcript of the gene Fnta, whose product is annotated as protein farnesyltransferase/geranylgeranyltransferase type-1 subunit alpha. Gene Ontology annotation, biological process: protein farnesylation; protein geranylgeranylation. Gene Ontology annotation, cellular component: CAAX-protein geranylgeranyltransferase complex; protein farnesyltransferase complex; cytoplasm. The record is from RefSeq and is a predicted model, not a curated record. Bases 113 to 1102 code for a protein of 329 amino acids. NCBI's taxonomy places the organism in Eukaryota, Metazoa, Arthropoda, Insecta, Hymenoptera, Vespidae. Gene Ontology annotation, molecular function: protein farnesyltransferase activity; CAAX-protein geranylgeranyltransferase activity. The transcript has 5 exons.